CAAUUCUGAUGUGCCUUUCAAAAAAAAAAGAAGACUCCCAAAAAGUUUUAUUUACAAUCACAAUUUUUCGCAAAAAGUCGCCGUUUUCGGGCUCUGUUCGUGUCCAAAAGUGUCCCCAACCAUGCCCGGAAUGUCCCCGCACGGUUAUCCGAUGGAGUUGGCCACGUAGGCUCGGUGGCCAGCGCGUAAAGUGCGAUGGCAGAUUCGUGAUCUGCGGGAAUUUGCUAGAAUUUCGAUUUCGUACUUGUUGAGUGUGGAGGAGGCAGCAGCCGAAGGUUAUUCGUUUUUUUUGGGUUUUUAGAUUUUCGUUGUGUUUAUUGUGUUGUACAACAUUUUUUUUGCGUAAGAAGAAACGCAAUUGGUGGUAAUCAUCGGAAGGAAAAUCGUGAUUAAUUUGAAGAAAAUUCCUUCGCACAAUCCCUGUUGGCUGUGAGUCAGGACAAAGUUGCACAAACACCCACUUGGAGGAGCAAUACAACAUUUCUCGUGAAAACGGUGCAGGAAAAGUGCCUCAAGGUGGAUUCCGAAAGCAUCUGGGCGCCGCCAUCCGGCAUGAUGGCACCCUUCCGGCGCAAAAAGAGCAACAAAGAGUUCCCGGUCAAAGUGUGCACCUACGACUCGGAGCUCGAGUUCCAUCUGGAGCACCGCGCCACCGGUGGCUUCCUGUUCGAUCUGAUCUGCCGCACGAUCGGGCUGCGCGAGACGUGGUACUUUGGGCUGCGCUACGUCGACAAGAAGGGCUACAAAAGCUGGCUCAAGAUGGACAAAAAGGUGCUCGACCAGCACAUCAACCUGAGCAACCCCGAGGGCUGCGUGUUCAUGUUCAUGGCCAAGUUCUUCCCGGAGAACGUGCAGGAGGAGCUGGUCCAGGAGGUCACGCAGCACAUGUUCUUCCUGCAGAUCAAGGAGGCGAUCCUGUCGAUGGAGGUGUACUGUCCGCCGGAGGCCUCGGUGCUGCUCGCGUCGUACGCCGUCCAGGCCAAGUACGGGGACUACGACGAGGCGGUCUGCAAGCCGGGCAUGCUGAUCAGUGAGAACUUGCUGCCCCAGCGGGUUAUCGACCAGUACCAGAUGACGCCGCAGAUGUGGGAGGAACGCAUCAAGACGUGGUACGCCGACCAUCGGGGAAUGUCGCGGGACGAGGCGGAGAUGGAGUAUUUGAAGAUUGCGCAGGAUCUGGACAUGUUCGGGGUGAACUACUUCCCGAUUACGAACAAGAAAAACACAGAAGUAUACGUUGGCGUAACGGCGCUCGGUCUCAACAUCUACACCAAGGAGAACAAGCUGACCCCGAUGACGACCUUCCCGUGGAACGAAAUCCGCAACAUCAGCUUCGACGGGAAAAAGUUCUUCGUGAAGACGAACGAGGAAAAGGGCAACUCGGUGGCGACCACGUUCUACUCGGAAAAGGCCCGCACAAACAAGGAACUGCUGGACCUGUGCGUCGGCAACCACGAGCUGUACAUGAAGCGACGCAAGCCGGACACGAUGGAGAUCCAGCAGAUGAAAACUCAAGCCAAGGAGGAGAAACACCGGCGACACAUCGAGCGCAACAAGCUGGCCCGCGAGAAGCAACUGCGCGAAGAAGCCGAACAGGAGCGUGCCAACAUGGAGAAAAGACUGAUGCAGCUGCAGGAGGACAUGGCCGCGGCCAACGAGAUGUUACGCCGCAGCGAGGAAGCCGCCGAACUGCUGGCGGAGAAGAACCGCGUCGCCGAGGAGGAAGCCCUGCUCCUGUCGCACAAAGCCCUCGAAGUGGAGCAGGAAAUCAGCCGGAUGCGCUUGACGGCGCGCAAAACCGAAGAGGAGAAAAAUUACCUCGAGCGAAAAACUCAGGAAGCGGAACUCCUGACGGCCCGCAUGAUUGAGGAAAGUCGCAAGCGGGCCAUGGAGGCGGACAAGCUGAAGAACGAGCUGAUCCAUGCACGGGUCGCGGAGAAGGAAGCCAAGGAGAAGCUGCUCAACUUUCUGAGCAGGACGUCGACCGAGUCGAUCUUCAUUACGCCCUCGUCCUCGCCGGAGACGCCGGCGCUCGGCGAGAGCAAUACGUACGACCUGCUGGCGGACGGCGAUAUGGAUCAGCUGUCGCUGGAGAUCGAGAAGGAAAGAGUGGAAUACCUGACCAAGUCGAAGCAGGUGCAGAACCAGCUCAAGGAGCUCCGCUCCGAGAUCGAACAGCUCAAGAUCGGCGAGAGCAGCCCGCUGGACACGAUCAGCGCCCAGCAGAUGCGCCUAGGUGAGACCAAGUACUCCACGCUCAAAAAGCUCAAGUCGGGCUCCACGAAAGCACGGGUAGCGUUCUUUGAGGAAUUAGAGCCGGAGGAAUCGCUAGCGUAAGCGUCAGUUGCGAAGCGGCAACGGGGAAAACAAUACUCAUCAUCAGUGUAGUAUACGGAUACAGAUUUCUUCCCGUCACAGAGCACAGUGCGAAGUGUCAUCUCAGGGUUGCCAAGCUUGAAAAAAAUGUUGUGCCUUUUUACUCCCAGUGAUAGCAACAUUGUGGCAACUCCAUCGUCGAAGCGCGGCGAACAUCAACGGACAGUUUGGAUACGCUUCUUUUUUAAUUAUUUCGGAUAGAAAACGAUUUUAAAAAUUGUGAAUAAAGUUUUUUAACUAAA
Molecule: messenger RNA, 2618 nt
Organism: Culex pipiens pallens (northern house mosquito)
Lineage: Eukaryota; Metazoa; Arthropoda; Insecta; Diptera; Culicidae
Gene: Mer
Product: merlin
Exons: 6
Coding region: 553-2337 (594 amino acids)
Biological process (GO): positive regulation of early endosome to late endosome transport; positive regulation of protein localization to early endosome; regulation of cell shape
Cellular component (GO): plasma membrane; adherens junction; filopodium
Molecular function (GO): cell adhesion molecule binding; actin binding
Source: RefSeq, a predicted model, not a curated record